This is a messenger RNA of Galendromus occidentalis (western predatory mite), 1601 nucleotides long. RefSeq names its product sodium-dependent glucose transporter 1A. The coding region runs from base 81 to 1469 and encodes 462 amino acids. The transcript has 4 exons. Lineage: Eukaryota; Metazoa; Arthropoda; Arachnida; Mesostigmata; Phytoseiidae. The record is from RefSeq and is a predicted model, not a curated record. Gene Ontology annotation, molecular function: D-glucose transmembrane transporter activity. Gene Ontology annotation, biological process: transmembrane transport.
CAGGUGUUUCAGCUCGCUUCCCGUAGACUGCUUGGAUCAUUCGCUUGUUCGGUGCAAAACACAGUGAAAAAAAAUCAAAAAUGAGCAAGUCGAAUCUAGUCAAGUACGGCCAGACCAUCAACCUCAACCUGGGCUGUCUAGGCAUGGGGCUGAUGACAUCCGUCAUCGGAGCCACCCUUCUCGACCUGACCGAAGUCUAUGACAGCCGGGUCGAGUUGGCAUCCCAUGUCAUCACAGCCCGGGGAAUCGGAGCGUUGAUGGGGUCCCUCUUCGGAGGGAUGCUGCUUGACAAAUUCAACACUCAGAUCUUGAUUACGACGGCGAUGCUAAUAGCAUCCAUCACCAUUCUCUUGGUACCGGUAUGCCCCACGUUACCGGUGGCCUACGUCGUGACAUUGAUAUACGGCCUGACGGUGGGGAUUUUCGACACGGGCGCAAACAUCUGGAUCAUCAACUUAUGGGGCAAAAACAAUGGUCCAAUGCUGCAAAUUUACCACUUCGCUUUCGGGCUCGGAGGCCUCGUGUCACCCCUCGUCGCCGAACCCUUUUUGAGCGUCCACCACGCAGAGGACCCAGAGAUGAUGGAUUUCCCAAGUCCGUCGCCGAUCGGGGUUCCAGACUCGCCAAGCUGGAACGAGACAGAAGUUGUGGAGGCGGUUCUCUCGAGAUCACGGAUCGAUAUACCGUAUGCAAUGAUCGCAUGCAUACACUUCCUGCUAUUCGUUUCGAUGUGCGUCAUGUAUAGAAUCGACCCUUCGGAUUCGAAACCGCCUCCAGAACUUUUGGGGAACGAGGUGACUGCGAGCAAACCGAAACGGUAUACGCUGCUCAUGUGUCUCUCGUUCUAUCUCCUCGUCUACGUUGCCUUGGAGAGCUCUCUCGGACAAAUGCUAGCGACCUUCGCGGUGAAGAGCAAACUGCACUUCACGAAAUCGCAAGCCUCUUAUCUGAGCUCGCUGUUCUGGACGUUCUUCACGAUGUCGAGGGUUCUGUCGGCUCUCUGGGCCAUGGUUUCCACGCCCAAGAGCAUGAUGCUCGUGGAGCACGCCAUGACCAUCGUCGCACUGGGAACUUUCCUCUGGUUCGGCGAAACUAACGCAACGAUGGUCUGGAUUUGCGCAGCUAUGGUUGGCGUCGGCGCCGCCGGAAUGUUCGCCACCGCAAUCACGUGGACCGUCGAGUUUAUGCCCCUUUCGAAUAAGAUGAUGUCGAUCUCGACAGUGUUCUCGGGCUCCGGCGGAACGGCACCUCCUUUCAUCGUUGGGAAAUUCAUCGACAAAUGUCCGAUGUCCUUGAUCUACGCAUGUUCGAGUCUCGCGGUCAUUCUCACUUUCUUCAUGUGCAUCAUGUGGAAGAUCACGAGCACGAUGACUCCUAGGAAGUCGAUGCUUAUGGACUCAACGGAAUUGAAGGAGGCCGCAAAUGGCCCCUGUGAGAAAGGGGAUGACGCGUCGAUCGCGGCUGUUUAGUUAGAUAGGAAAUCAAAGAACUGAAGUUUUGGCGUUGAUCCCAAUGAGACCGAUAAUCUCGAUGUCCACCGUCCUCCUGUAUAUAAGUAUUUAUCUAUAAAUUAAUCGACUCGGAGCAUAAAGAUCGAAUAA